This is a messenger RNA of Meloidogyne enterolobii, 1835 nucleotides long. Lineage: Eukaryota; Metazoa; Nematoda; Chromadorea; Rhabditida; Meloidogynidae. The record is from the annotation of a GenBank genome assembly.
GAAGAAAAAACCCGGGAAUUGGGAAUCAGGAAACGAGAGUCGGGUCGGGAAAUGAUCUCGGGAGUUGGGAUCGGGAUACCCGAGAAUCACUAUCAUGUACAUAUGCAAAAAUUUAUUUUAUAUUAUAUUUUAAAAAAUAUUUUUUAUAAAUUAAUUCCAAAAAUAAAGCCGUCUAACUUCGAUAUUGAUCUCCAACCCAUAACAAUUACCUCAACCGAUGUCAAAGUACAUAUUAUAAACUUGGACCAGUCGGGACUCAGACCCCAAAUAAUUUUGUCAGACCCGGCCCCGACAUUUUAAACACCGAAAGACGACCCCCAACUGAUUCGAUCCCGAAGGAUCAGGGUCCAACAUUAAUUCAAAUUAAUCAUUUCUUUUCACCAAUUUAAGUUUUUCUACGUUAAUUCUUUAAUUUAUUUAUUUGAUAGGCUGAAUUUGAAGAAAAAUAUGGUCACAUAACUAGAUCCAGCAAAAAUAAACAGCAAAAACAAUUAAAUUCAAAAUUAGACCCUUUUUUACAAAAUUUAACUCCAAGCGGAUGUUUUAAAAAAGAAAAUUUUAAAAAAGUAUUUAUUAAUCUUUUACCAAUUUUUGGUUGGUUACCUAGCUAUAAAUGGAGGCAAUAUUUGCAAUGUGAUUUAAUUACCGGAUUAACUGUUGGAAUUAUGGUUGUCCCACAGGGUAUGGCAUAUGCUACAUUAGCUAAAGUACCUCCAGUUUAUGGAUUAUAUUCCUGCUUUUUUCCUGCCUUCUUUUAUAUGUUUUUUGGUACUUCCCCGCAUGUUUCUAUUGGUACUUUUGCUGUGGCUAGUAUGAUGGUUGGAAAUUUACGUUCACAAUUAAUACCAGAAAAUGGGAAUAAUAACAAUACAAAUGCUUUAAUUAUUGAAGGAGAACCCCUAACACCUUUAGUUUUAAUAAGUGCUUUAACUUUUGGGGUCGGCAUAUUUCAGAUAUUAAUGGCUAUAUUUCGUUUAUCCUUCAUAACUAAUUACAUUUCUGAUUCUCUCAUUUCUGGUUUCACUACUGGUGCCGCAGUACAUGUAUUAACAUCACAAUUGGAUAAAUUAAUUGGUGUUAAAGUUAAAAGUUAUGGAGGCCCUGGAUUAGUUUUAUUUAUGUGGAAAGAUUUAUUCAUUUCUGCUUCAAAUAUAAAUAUAUUUACUGUAAUUGCUGCAAUAAUUCUUUCAGCAACUGUUGGGUUGAAAAAGAAUUAUGGAGUUAGAAUUGUUGAGAAUGUACCCCAAGGGAUGCCAAAUUAUUCAAUUCCUCGUCUUACAAUUUUACGGCAUAUUUGGCUAGAUUCUCUAAGUAUUUCAAUAAUUUGUUAUGCUUUUCUUUUCUCUCUCGGCAAAACUUUUUCCAAAAAACAUAAAUAUAAAUUAGAUGCUAAUCAAGAAUUAUAUGCUCUAAGUAUGUGUUCACUAAUUUCUUCUCUAUUCCCCGUAUUUCCUUUUGGUGCUUCACUCUCUAGAUCGGCUUUAUGUGAAAUUACAGGAGCUAAAACACAAUUUCAUGCACUUUUUUCUAGCGCUUUACUCCUUGUAGUUAUUCUUUGGAUUGGACCUUUACUUGAACUUCUUCCAAUUGCUGUACUUGGUUGUAUUGUUGUAGUUAGUCUUAAACCCCUUUUUCUUCAAUUUAAAGAAUUACCAAAAUUAUGGAAAAUUAAUUUAUUUGAUUUUUUAAUUUGGAUAAUUGCAUUUACAACAACUGCAUUUCUUAAUAUUACUUUUGGACUUAUUAUUUCUUUGUUUUUCUCUAUUUUGUCUAUUAUACUUAAAGAACAAUGGUUAUUUAUUUUUAAAAUAAAUUUUUUUAUUAAAAGGAAAUAG